Molecule: messenger RNA, 2115 nt
Organism: Talpa occidentalis (Iberian mole)
Lineage: Eukaryota; Metazoa; Chordata; Mammalia; Eulipotyphla; Talpidae
Gene: MROH6
Product: maestro heat like repeat family member 6
Exons: 14
Coding region: 1-2115 (704 amino acids)
Cellular component (GO): cytoplasm
Source: RefSeq, a predicted model, not a curated record
AUGGCUGGGGGCGUGUGGGGCCGGGCCCGGGGGGCUCCGGUGGGAGCCCUGACCCUGACGGCUCUGGCUGAGGGGAUCCAGGCCAAGCAGGGGCCGCCCCAGGGCCCCCUCUGCGUGGGCUGCCCGCCCGAACCCGAGGCGGAACCUGCAAGUGCCCCUGUGGCCCCCACAGCGGGCAGCGAGCCCGGCUCCCCGUCCUGUGCCCAGGAGCCGGCCCCCGAGGGGCCCCGGCAGGUCCCCCAGAGCUCCUGGGAGGAGGGCGCCCUCGCCGACCUGGCGUUGUACACAGCGGCCUGCGUGGAAGAGGCCGGCUCUGCGGGCACCCAGGCGGCCGCGCUCGCCCUGUCCUCAGCCCUGCAGGCCCAGGGGACGCGGCUGGAGGACCAGGUGCGCGCCCUGGUGCGCGGGCUGCUGGCGCAGGUGCCCAGCCUGGCCGAAGGCAGGCCCCGGCGGGCGGCCCUACGGGUGCUGAGCGCCCUGGCCCUGGACCACGCACAGGACGUGGUGUGCGCGUUGCUGCCCUGCUCGCUGCCGCCCGACUGGGCAGCGGCCGAGCUGUGGCGCAGCCUGAGCCGGAACCAGCGUGUAAAUGGGCAGGUGCUGGUGCAGCUGCUGUGGGCGCUGAAGGGCACCUCUGGGCCGGAGCUGGAGGCCUUGGCGGCCACACGGGCCCUGGGGGAGAUGCUGACCGUGUCCGGCUGCGUGGGCGCCACGCGGGGCUUUUACCCGCACCUCCUGCUGGUGCUGGUCACCAAGCUGCACGAGCUGGCACGGGGCGCCUGCUCCCCUGACACCCCCAAGGCCCCGUUGCACCGAGGGCCACCCCACAGCCACGCCAGCUGCGCAGUGGAGGCCCUGAAGGCCCUGCUCACCGGGGACGGCAGCCGCAUGGUGGUGACGUGCAUGGAGCAGGCGGGCGGCUGGCGGCGGCUGGCCGGCGCCCACACCCACCUGGAGGGCGUCCUGCUCCUGGCCAGUGCCUUGGUGGCGCACGCUGACCACCACCUCCGCGGCCUCUUCGCCGACCUGCUGCCCCGCCUGCGCAGCCCGGACGAGGCCCAGCGCCUCACCGCCAUGGCCUUCUUCACUGGGCUGCUGCAGAGCCGGCCGACCGCGCGGCUCCUGCGGGAGGAGGCCAUCCUGGAGCGGCUCCGCGCCUGGCAGGGCGACCCCGAGCCCACCGUCCGCUGGCUGGGCCUGCUGGGCCUGGGCCACCUGGCGCUGAACCGCGGCAAGGUGCGGCACGCGAGCACGCUGCUGCCAGCGCUCCUGGGCGCGCUGGGCGAGGGCGACGCGCGGCUCGUGGGCGCUGCGCUGGGCGCGCUGCGGAGGCUGCUGCUCCGGCCGCGGGCACCCGUGCGGCUCCUGAGCACCGAGCUGCGGCCUCGGCUGCCACCGCUGCUGGAUGACGCUCGGGACUCGGUGCGCGCCUCCGCCGUGGGGCUCCUCGGGACGCUGGUGCGGCGGGGCCGGGGUGGCCUCCGGGUGGGGCUCCGAGGCCCCCUGCGGAGGUUGGUGCUGCAGAGCCUAGUGCCACUGCUGCUGCGUCUGCACGACCCCAGCCGGGAUGCCGCCGAGAGCUCUGAGUGGACCUUGGCCCGCUGUGACCAGGCCCUGCGCUGGGGCCUGCUGGAGGAGAUGGUCACUGUGGCCCACUACGACAGCCCCGAGGCCCUUAGCCGUGUCUGCCACUGCCUGGUCCAGCGGUACCCGAGCCACGUGGCCUGCUUCCUGAGCCAGACCCAGGGCUACCUCCGGAGCCCGCAGGGCCCCCUGCGCCGGGCGGCUGCUGUGCUCCUGGGCUUCCUGGUUCACCACGCCAGCCCCAGCCGCAUCAGCCAGGGGCUGCUGGACUCCCUGUUCCAGGACCUGGGGCAGCUGCAGAGUGACCCCGAGCCCGCCGUGGUGUCCGCGGCGCAGGUGUCCUCCCAGCAGGUGGCGCUGCUGGCCCGUGCACAGGGCCGACUCCCCGCCCGGCGCCUGGUCCUCCUGGCCCUCCUGGCCCGGCUGGGCCGCCGCAGCCCCCCACCCGCCCGCCCGGCCCCAGUCUAUGCAGACAGCCCCUUCCAACGCCGGAGCCGGGCUGGCCGCUGGGGCUGCCCCGGGCCCAGCUGA